This is a messenger RNA of Nothobranchius furzeri (turquoise killifish), 3109 nucleotides long. Its product is annotated as lysophospholipid acyltransferase 2. The record is from RefSeq and is a predicted model, not a curated record. Gene Ontology annotation, molecular function: acyltransferase activity. Gene Ontology annotation, cellular component: membrane. Lineage: Eukaryota; Metazoa; Chordata; Actinopteri; Cyprinodontiformes; Nothobranchiidae. Gene Ontology annotation, biological process: lipid modification.
CCGAGCCUCGGAGCCCGGCAGCGGCCGCUCUGGAGCUCCGAGGAGCGUUUGCAACAAAAGAUGCGCGCAGAGGGCGGGUGGGACGGCCGGUGCGUGGGUCCAGGAUGGAUGGAGGCCUGCUCUGCUCCCAGUCCAGCUGUGGGAGGAUGUUCAGGAGCAUCUCAGCCUCUUUGUGCGGCUUUUAGACGAUAAACAGUUACAUCAGUGGGUCUGCAGCUGGUUUGGAUCAGAACCGACCCGAACAUGUGAGGAUGGUCGCUGCAUCCGAGGAUAAGGAUGAAGAGGUGGUUCAGGAGGAAAACUUCAGCAGUAAUCAAAUCUCUUUAUUUGUGCUGUAGACACCCAAAUUAUUCAAGAAAAUUAAAAGAUUUCAUCUGGAAAUUCUGGAAUAUUUUUCAUCCACAGACAAAAACAGGGAUGCAGUUGUCCUCUUGACAUAUUUGAUGCUUUGCAGCAGAGAAGUCCGGUUCUGGUCCAGGAGGAGCUUCCAGCACCUCCUCAUCACAGCCAAAGUGGCCCUGGAGGACCAGGACUGGUCUCCAACUAAAAGGCUCCUGGUACCUCCGCAGGGCCGUCUGUUCUUCUCCAUCUGAUCUGUGAACUUUGUGGUGUGUCAGCUCUGCGCUCUGAUCUCAGCCUUCUGGUUCCGUCUCUUCCUCCAUCCCAGUAAAUCCAGUCCCUUCAUCCGACACGUGGUGGCCACCGUACUGGGACUCUACUUUGCCAUGUUCUGCUUUGGCUGGUACUCGCUUCACUUCCUGUUUCAGAGUGGACUCACCUACGGAAUCAUGAUCGUGACCGGAGUCGAGCACAUGCACAAGUACUGCCUGGUGGUGGCCCUCAGUUACCUGAGUCUGUGCCAGAUCACUCGGGUUUACGUCUUCGACUAUGGCAUGUACUCAGCCGACUUCACCGGACCCAUGAUGGUGAUAACUCAGAAGAUCACCAGCCUGGCGUUUGAGAUCCAUGAUGGGAUGGCUCGGCAAGAGGAACAUCUGACAGCCGGACAGAAGAUUUUAGCCGUAAGGCGAAUGCCGAGCCUGCUGGAGUAUUUUAGCUACAACUGUAACUUCAUGGGAAUUCUGGCCGGACCCACGUGCUCCUAUAACGACUACAUCGCCUUCAUUGAGGGAGACCCUCGUCGCCACCGAGACCAGGAGGCCGACAGGAAGUCCAAGAGCCAGCUGAGGCUGGACGAGCCUUCGCCAAACAUGGAGGUUGUCCGUAAAGUGGCCACCUCCUUCUUCUGCCUCCUGGUCUUUCUGUCGGUGUGUAAAGUUUUCCCCGUAGAACGUAACAUUGACGACGACUUCAUUGCCAACACACCGUUCUACGCUCAGGUGUGCUACCUGUACCUGUCCAUGGUGACCACCAGACCAAAGUACUAUUUUGUGUGGACGCUCGCUGACGCCAUCAACAACGCGGCUGGUUUUGGUUUUAAUGGUUACGACAGUAACGGCGUUCCCCGCUGGGACCUCAUCUCCAACCUGAGGAUCCUGAACAUUGAGUUUGCCACCAGUUUCAAAGUUUUCCUGGAUAACUGGAACAUUCAGACAGUACACUGGCUCAAACGGGUGUGUUAUGAGCGAUGUCCCUACCACCCAACAGCAGCUACCUUCAUCCUGUCGGCCAUGUGGCACGGCGCCUAUCCAGGAUACUACCUCACCUUCAUCACCGGCAUCGUGGUCACACUGGCUGCCAGAGCGGUCCGUCACAAAGUCCGGCCGUACUUCCUUCAGUCUGCCACCCAUAAAUUGGUGUAUGAUGUCAUCACUUGGGCGGCCACUCAGAUCGCCAUCUGCUACACUGUGGUUCCUUUUGUCCUGUUGUCUGUGUGUCCAUCUUUAAAGUUUUACAGGUCGUGGUACUUCAGCCUCCACAUCCUCUGCAUCCUCCUGGCAGUGGCGAUGCCCGUCAAACCCAAACACCUGCGCCUCAAAGUGCAGCAGGAAAGCAGUCCUCAGGAUGCGGUCCAGAAGACACUGGAGGCUGCAGACGGCACCUACGCACAGAAAGAAAAAGCAUCAUGAGACGGAGGUCAAAAGUCAGCCGUUACUUCAUUUUUCAUGGACUUGUGUGGAAGGACGAGGAGCCAAACAGGCCCAGUGACCUUCCUGCUGAAUUAGGUACAGAAACACAACGGCCAAAACGGUUUUAUUUGGAUUCAGAGGAGGUGAGGAUGAAGCAGGUCCUGGGUCGUAUUUUUUUUUCAGAGGAAGCUUGACUGCCAGAACUGACAGAUUCAGGAAAAAUCUGCCAUUGGAGAAAAUAAAUAACGUGAGUUUACACGGAGCAGCUGUGUGUGAUCGGUAAGAGCUACACUGCCAUGGUGUUGAACUGACUCCAUCUUCCUCCGGUCAGAAACCUGCUGAUCAACGCAGUUAAAACGAAACCACACGUGUAUAAAACAGCUGGAUCAUUAAAUAAAUAAAAGUCUGACUCGUUUAAACUUCAGAAUAUUUAAAAAAGUUCCUUUUAAAGAAAAGUGCCAAUUAUCGUUCCACUCAGUCACCUUAGUUCUUAUGAGUUGCACCAGAAAAGCGAAAUGCUGCUUGUUAGAAGUCGCCUCGGUGAGUUUACAGUUCAGGUUUGUGUGAUUUUAUCUUGGCAGAAUUUUGCCUGAAACCCAGAUCUAACUUUCUAAUGUGAACUGUGAUGCUGCACAGAUCACGUUUCUUCUCCAUGAGAACAAUCAUCAAGUAUUGGCUGCUUUUAUUUUGAAAUUUAUUCUGAAGGCAGUGAUCAUGGCUUUGAUGGGGGUGUGGGGUUUGGUGGUUAGGCUCUACAGAUUAAAGCAUUUAAAUAACUCCAUAAAACUUCAAACCCCACCUAAUCCUCUGAUAUUAUUACAAACAUCUGGAUAAUACUCUCAGCAUUCCAGCUGGAUGUGUGUCAGAAGACCUUCUUAUUGGAUUUGAUGAAACUUAGCUCAAAAAUAUUACUUGUGUUAAACACUUUUUUCCAUGGUCACUAAAAUCCAACACAGGAAAACAGUCGGAGGUGUUUAUUCUAGUGUGAAAAAGGAGCAACUAACAAAAACAUCUGGAAGCAUUUAAAGAUUAAAAUAUAAAACACCUCAUGUUUCAUUUCUAUGGAGUUAAUUUUGUUU